AUGGACGCAGCAGCAACAGCACCUUCGCAAUUCAUGGACGAGAGCCCAGCUCUGAAGACCUGGGAACUCCCACGCGCUUUCAAAUUGGAGGAGGACGCCAUGGUUUUUACGCGUUCGCAAUUCGACGCCGCGGUUGCCGCUGGAAGAGGAUUCGACGAAGUUUGGACGACGACAGAACAAGCAGGCGACUCCGAAGAUGACAGAAGUAAGUACCUGCUACCGAAGGGCGACAGCGUUUUCAUUUUGUCCGAUAAUUCGAGCGGACCGGCCCAGUAUCUGGACCGUCAAAAGACCCGGCUCGACGACGCCUUGCGCUUAAAGGCUCAGGAACUCGGGCCAGAGUUGAAAAAUCCGUCCUCCGGCGAGAAGUACUGCGAGGCGCUGCAGCGAUUUGUGGUUGAGGUUGGGGACAAGCUGACGAAUGAGACAGGCAGAUGGAAAACAGCACUGCAGGCGCAAUGUCAGAGAUCAUUCGAUAUCGUACACAAGCAAUUUAACCGGGCGCGGACGGGACAACGUGGCGCAUUUACUCACAGACUCAAUGCAGCGGCAAGUGCCUUGGAGUUUUUUGAUUUUGCUCCGAUCGCGAUUAAAAUUAUCCACGGAUUCUCAGACGAAGUGAUCGCAGAAGUUCGGAAUGCUACAGCUCUUCCCCGAGUUUUCCUCAAUUCAAGAGAGGAAGCAUCUGUGUCUUGCGUAAUAUACACUUUUUGGGACGAUUGCAAAUGGCUGCAGGAAUUCGCGUCCAAGACAUGCAAGGAGCUAUCAAAAGAGGAGAUUCCGCCCUGGGUCCUGCCCUUUACGCGCGCAUAUCACUACUAUGGUGCUGAAAAGUUGCACCUUCAUGUGGACCGUUUACAAAACACGCUCCGGAAACUCUUUAAGAAGCGCCAGCAACGGAGGCUCGUUCGGAAACUGGACAAACCCUGUGACGUCCAAUGGUUCUGUGAGGAAGCUACGGACCUCGGGGAUUUGGACGAUCACAACUUCCUGGAGUUCCUGAAACUGAUAACGAAGAGGCGUGAGGAACAAGGCGUGCCUCUUCCAUUUACCGCGGAUGAUGCCAUCGAGUUUAGGCUUGUCUUUCAGGAAAUCGAAGGUAUUUGGGACGACUCUUCGGAAGAAGGCGACAAGGUAGAUGAAGUACCAGCAGGCGAAAUUGAAUUUUCGGACGAGGAGGAAAGAAAUUCUGAAGAAGUCUCUAGUAGCGAGGAGGUUUCCGACGGCGAAGUCUCUAGUAGCGAGGAGGUCUCCGAUGAGGAGGACGACCCUUAGAUUCGUUCGUGGUGAUUCCCCGAACCCCAUAGGACGUGAGCGAAGUAAGUGCGCAAAACCAUGCAUAUGGAUCUGAGUCAAAUACUAAUUCCUUCUACUCUUUUUGGAGUAUGCAAAAC
This is a messenger RNA of Amoebophrya sp. A120, 1394 nucleotides long. Lineage: Eukaryota; Dinophyceae; Syndiniales; Amoebophryaceae. The record is from the annotation of a GenBank genome assembly.